UACUGUUAAUAUGGUAUAUUAUACCAUUUGGAGAAAUUAUUUUUAAUCAGUAUAUUUUUAUUUGCUUUAAGAUAAGUAUAUCCCUUUAAACGGCUCAACCGUUUGAUAAAAAUUUCAUAUUAGGCGUUUAAUGAGGUGGUGCCAAAGGUUUUGGGGCGGUGAGUAUCGGCAUUGUAUGCAAACCCUUUCUAAAAUAUUUACUGUGUAAUUAGAGGAAAUUACUGAAAGGGGUAAUUUUGACGCACAGUAAAUUCUCUUUUAUAUUUCCUUAUCGUUUGGGCGUUUUGGCUUACUAUAAAAGUACCGCCGGUUUGACAAAAUCAAGUCAAUUGAUAAAUGGACAGACAUGUUUUACUCUUAUCCAUAUAAAAAACUUCGUUUUCCCAUUCAGUGUGUUUGGCUUAAACUGAAUGGCUCUUGGCCUUUGGCGGAAACGUCAACCGAAAAGGAAAACAAACCUUUUUAUGGCCAUUCAUUUUUUGCCACUGCUUAUACAAUAUGGGCGUGGUACGUCAUAGCUUCCGUUGGGAUAACAAUCAGUUAUCAAACGGCUUUUUUGCUCAAAAACCUGUCGGACAUCAUAAUCACCACGGAAAACUGUUGUACAACCUUCAUGGGAGUCCUUAAUUUUGUGAGACUCAUUCACUUGCGACUAAACCAGCGGAGAUUUCGGGAACUUAUUGAACAUUUUUCAUACGAAAUUUGGAUUCCGGACAGUUCUAAAAACAGUGUUGGUGCGGAGUGCCGCAAGCGGAUGUUCACAUUCAGCAUAAUGACGGCCUUGCUCUCAUGUCUCAUUAUCAUGUACUGCGUCCUGCCUUUGGUUGAAAUAUUUUUCGGUCCCCAAAUUGACCCACAGGAGAAGCCGUUCCCCUACAAAAUGGUCUUUCCAUACAAUCCGUACAAAAGCUGGAUCCGCUAUGUGGGGACCUACAUGUUCACCUCAUUUGCGGGAAUCUGCGUGGUGACCACCUUGUUUGCAGAGGACACGAUUCUCGGGUUCUUUAUAACCUACACCUGCGGCCAGUUUCGAUUGCUGCACAAGCGAAUCGACAAGUUAUUUACGGGAAUAGUUAAUCCGGAGUUGGCAGAAGACGUUCAACUGGAUCGCAUCAAACGUAUUGUACAAAAACACAACAAUAUUAUAAGGUUCGCUAAGCGCUUGGAGGACUUCUUCAAUCCAAUUCUAUUGGCCAAUCUUAUGAUUUCAUCAGUUCUUAUUUGCAUGGUUGGCUUUCAAAUAAUAACUGGAAAGAACAUGUUCAUUGGGGACUACGUAAAGUUUAUAAUAUACAUAUCCUCGGCCCUUUCUCAGUUAUACAUACUCUGCGAUAAUGGAGAUGCUUUAAUAAAACAGUCCACUGUGACGGCGCAGGUUAUCUACGAAUGUCAAUGGGAGGGUUCGGAUCGUAUCGAAUCUUAUAAACCAUCAAGCAAGCGAGUCCGAAAUCACCUGGGCUUUAUGAUACUUUGCAGCCAACAACCCGUAAGGAUAACGGCUUUCAAAUUCUCAACACUGUCUCUACAAAGUUUUACAGCGAUUUUAAGUACGUCCAUCAGCUAUUUUACACUAUUACGGUCGGUUUACUUCGAUGACGAAAAGGCACAUGACUAAAAAAGUGCUAAUACAGUAGUAAAACCUA
Drosophila biarmipes is the source of this 1643-nucleotide messenger RNA. It is a transcript of the gene Or13a, whose product is annotated as odorant receptor 13a. Lineage: Eukaryota; Metazoa; Arthropoda; Insecta; Diptera; Drosophilidae. Gene Ontology annotation, molecular function: olfactory receptor activity; ATP binding; odorant binding. Gene Ontology annotation, biological process: sensory perception of smell; detection of chemical stimulus involved in sensory perception of smell. The record is from RefSeq and is a predicted model, not a curated record. The transcript has 6 exons. The coding region runs from base 347 to 1615 and encodes 422 amino acids. Gene Ontology annotation, cellular component: plasma membrane.